Messenger RNA from Lolium perenne, 534 nucleotides. Lineage: Eukaryota; Viridiplantae; Streptophyta; Magnoliopsida; Poales; Poaceae. The record is from RefSeq and is a predicted model, not a curated record.
AUGGGGGAGACCGGGCGGCCAACCAUCGGAGGCCCGUCCCACCCCGACCAGGCAGGCUCGUCCCGUACCGACCGGAGGCCGCACGAGGGGCAAAGGGGCGGGAGAUCAACUGGAGGCCGCGCGCGCAGGGCCAAGGUUGGGCAGCGGGGGAGGAAAGCCACGGCCGGCGAGGAGGAAGACCACGACCGGCGGGAGCCGUCUAGCAGCACGAAGUGCCAUCAGCGGCGCGAGGAACUGGCCGGCGGCAGGGGAAGGCGUCGGAGUCGUGCAGAGCGGGCCUGGCGGCGGGGGGCGGCGUGCCCCGGCUGUCUACGAGGAUGGCGGCGGAGGGACCCGGCCGGCAGCGCGCUCCGGAUGGCUACGAGGAUUGCGCAGCGGGCGCCGCCAGGCGUCCGGGAUUGCAGCGGCCCGUCCGGAGGCGAGGUGGGCGGCGAACCGGCCGGCGGCGAGGUGGGCGGACGGCCGGCCGGCGGCGAGGUGGGCGACGGCCCGGCCGACGGCGAGGUGGGCGGCAGCACGGCCGACGGCAGUUAA